Molecule: messenger RNA, 4629 nt
Organism: Boleophthalmus pectinirostris (great blue-spotted mudskipper)
Lineage: Eukaryota; Metazoa; Chordata; Actinopteri; Gobiiformes; Gobiidae
Gene: stam
Product: signal transducing adaptor molecule (SH3 domain and ITAM motif) 1
Exons: 14
Coding region: 671-2176 (501 amino acids)
Biological process (GO): protein transport to vacuole involved in ubiquitin-dependent protein catabolic process via the multivesicular body sorting pathway
Cellular component (GO): ESCRT-0 complex
Molecular function (GO): phosphatidylinositol binding; ubiquitin binding
Source: RefSeq, a predicted model, not a curated record
CUAACUCCUCUCAUCACCAAGCUUUGUUUCAUUUUUACAUUCACAUCAUGUUGCGUGUUAUUGUGGUAGGCUGACAUACUGUUGGAUGAGACAAGCUUUUCGGUUCAUAUUUGGCAUUUUUUUAUUGUGUGUUGUGGACAUAACGCCUUGGCUCUGUCUAUAAGGUGGAUGCAAGUGGCUAGCUGUUGAAAGCUAACAUCUCUGCACAUUUUAGUCUUCCGUCUCAAUCAUAGUCUGUGGACUCAGUAUUGAGUUAGAACAUAUUCAUAACAUCGAUCAUAUAGUCGGUGGAAGACUGUAGCAAAGGGCCUCUCAGACAAACUAUAUUGACUAUAUCACCCAGAAAUUAUAAUACAUCUUUUUACAUAUAUAACAAAGAACAGACAUUGCGUUUUACAUUAAAAUAGCAAUACAGCAAAAAUAUGUUCUGCCUUGUAUUCUGUCAUUUAACAUUAUGAUUACACAGAUAUUUAUUGAUGUUAUCAGAUACUUUAAAACCAAAUAUUAGUGCAUGAAAUAUGGUUUAUAAGAGACUGGAAAGCAAUAUAAGAUGAGCCUUUAUCUGUGCCACAGUUAUCAAGAAGACUAAACAAUAGACCUAAAACCAUAAAUCAUGAUGUCUUAAACAUAAAGAGUAAUAGUAGACUAAACCUAGAAGGCAACCAGUGAGAUGAACACAGCGGAGGACUGGGGCCUCAUUCUGGACAUAUGUGAUAAGAUAGGACAGUCACGCACUGGGCCAAAGGAAUGCCUUCGCUCUGUAAUGAGACGGGUAAACCACAAGGAUCCCCAUGUGGCCAUGCAGGCUCUUACUCUUCUUGGAGCUUGUGUCUCAAACUGUGGCAAAAUCUUCCAUUUGGAGGUGUGCUCUCGAGAAUUUGCCAGUGAAGUCAGUAGUGUUUUAAACAAGGGUCAUCCUAAAGUUUGUGAGAAGCUGAAGGCUCUUAUGGUAGAGUGGGCAGAAGAUUUUCGUAAUGAUCCCCAACUUAGUCUGAUCUCAGCCAUGAUCAAAAACCUACGAGAGCAAGGAGUCACUUUUCCUGCAGUGGGUUCCCAGGCUGCAGAACAAGCAAAAGCAAGCCCGGCUUUAGUGGCAAAAGAUCCAGCCACUGCAUCCACCAAAAAAGAGGAAGAAGACCUGGCCAAAGCUAUUGAACUGUCCCUGAAAGAGCAGCGUCAGCAGCCUCAGACCUCCCUGUCCAGCCUGUACCCGAGCACCUCCAGUCUGCUCUCCUCUCACAAGUCCGACGGGAGGAAAGUUCGUGCCAUCUACGACUUUGAGGCUGCUGAAGACAAUGAGCUCACCUUUAAGUCUGGAGAAAUCAUUACUGUUCUAGAUGACAGCGAUCCAAACUGGUGGAAAGGGGAAACAUAUCAGGGGGUGGGUCUUUUCCCCUCCAACUUUGUGACAGCUGAUCUGACGGCUGAGCCUGAAAUGAUAAAGACCGAGAAGAAGUCUGUGCAGUUCAGUGAAGAAGUCCAGGUGGAGACCAUAGAGCCAGAGCAGGAGCCUGUGUACAUAGAUGAAGAUAAAAUGGACCAGCUACUGCAGAUGAUUCAGAGUGCAGAUCCCACAGAUAACCAGUCAGACAGUGUAGAACUCCUCCAGUUAGAAGGUGCUUGUAAUCAAAUGGGACCUCUCAUUGACCAGAAGUUGGAGGACAUAGAUCGGAAACACUCAGAGUUGUCGGAGCUCAAUGUAAAGGUGAUGGAGGCUCUGUCUUUGUAUGCCAAGUUGAUGAAUGAAGAUCCAGUUUAUGCCAUGUACGCCAAGCUGCAGAGCCAGCAGUACUACAUGCAACAACCUGGAAACACAACACAACAGGUGUACCCGGGCCCGCCUGCCCCUGGGUCUUAUGGCAUGAGCGGCCCUGCAGUUCAGGGUUACACUGUUCCUAUGGAGCAACUCCCAGCUGGAGCGCCUAUUCCAGGACAACCAGCCCCUAGUGAUGUUCACAUGUACAUGGGACAGCCUCCAGUCUACACAGCGCCCCCUGGCAGCAUGCCCCCCUCUGAAGUCCAGUCCUACCAGAACCCAGCCACUGUUCCGGGACCAGCUCCAGGCCCCAACCCCCCUGCACUCACACAAACUCCUAACUACAGUGCCCCCUCUGGUCACAGCAUAGCACCUUCAGACGCUGCACAAGCCCCUUACCUUGAGAAGGCCUUGUUAUAGGUCUCACUGUUAGGUUUGUUCACACACCACCCUUCAGGCCUGAUCAAACAGAGGUUUAGAAUGACGCCUGUGUCUUUAAUUUCAUGUUAGAAUUGUUUUUUGGGGGGCAGGGUGGUUGGAGUGCUCCUGCCUCUAAGCAAAGCUGUUUGUAAAAUUCUCAGGCACACUAAUAAUGACGUCUUUGUUGUUUUCCCAGUGUUAUCAAGCAUUCUGAAACUUCCCAGAACAAUGAAAACAAUGACAAUUUAAGAUGGAAUUAGUAUCCAGGUGACUACUCAGUCACUGAUUAAAAUUAGCUGUUGAUCAGGUCUGUCCACCUUAAGUAACUUGGAUUUGUUCAAGCCAUAUUUAAGACCCCUCAACUGGAGAAGUGAAAAAGGUAAAUGCAUUUACUUGGGUGUCAUUUUAACAUAUUUGUAUAUUUUAUUGCUGCACUUUGGUUUAUUUAUCAUUUUUCAUUGUUUUGCAACCUCUUUUUGAUCGGCCCUGAAAGAAACACUGGAUUCAUAAUACACUACAAGGCAUACUAUGGGAAAAGCAUCUUCUUUAGUAUGUAAUAACUUAACUACUCAUACACUAACUGAACAGUCACUAGGGGGCAGCCUUCUCACUCACUCCUCAGACAAAAACAGGCUACGGAUCGCAAAGGCUUAACAUGACGUUUUUAUUCUAAUGAUAAAAGGACUUGUAUGAUUAUUCAAAAAUAGAUUACUUCUCUGUAUAUGUUGUUCACUUUUAGAAGUACUGAAAACUGACGCCACUUUUUGUUUUUUUGGAGGGAAAAAUCUCAAGAAGCAGCAUGCACAACUCUUUUGUAAAUACUGUAAUGACUUGGUAGUGACCGCAAAUCAAGUGUGUUCAAUUGUCAGCCCUAAGGUGGACUAUUUUAUGUUGGUGGUACUGACUGAAUCAAAAAGAGACAUGCAAGUGCUUAUGUUCUUUAUAUGGAAAAAAUAUAUUAUAAUGUAUACACUACAGUACUAGAUAAUGAUACAAUACAUUUGGACUUCUAACUAACCUGAAUUUUACAGUCAAUCGUUCUCAAACAAUUUCUAUUCUACAUAGUUAUUUCUUAUUCAUGGGUGUCAGGCAAAUAAUUCCUUCCUGAUUUGACGUUUUUUGUGAGGACCUUUCCCUAAUCAAAAGAUAUAAAAUUUUGGUGAAUUGCUAUGUCCACUGUUGCCAAUGCAAUUAAGCUUGAAUACCCAUGAAUACUAUGGUACCAAAACAAAAUUUGUUGCAAAACAGAGCAUUAGCAUUUGCCAAUAUUGCAAUACUAAGAAUCAAAUUACAGAGUCUACUUUUUGUAAAUUGAAUCUUACGGCUGGUUGGUCACACUUGUAUCAGAGGAGCAUAGAACUGGCUGAACCCCAAGUGUUGAAAACAUUUGUGUUUCAAAACAUCAUUUUCGUAGUGCAUUUUAAUUUAUGGUUUUGAUUGUUAUGCUAUUUUUAAAUGCAGAAAUCUUGCGGGAUUGAUGUAUGUAUUCACAGAGCAGGCAUAUGAUGUAUUAUUUAGUUGUAUAUUUUUAAAUGACUCGAGACAUGUCUGUGUUGUACCAUAAGGUCAUAUGUGAAUAACAAGCCACACUCAAAAUUUUAGAGAGCAAAUUUCUGGCAAAUUUGUCAGAUUUUGUUGACAUCUCUAGACUCUGUCAGUUACAGUGUUGAAGCUUUAAGAACAAAAUUUUCAAAAACUCACCCUUUCUCAUGUCUAAAAAAGGCUGCUUCUCGAGUUGUCUGCAAGUAUUGAUGGAAUUGAAAUUGCAAAGUAAAUAUUAUGUUCUCGGUAUAAUGUAUAAGGAUGCACAGUGAAGGAAGAGUAAGAACAAAAACUUGACUUUUUAGGAUGUUGUGUUCUCAAUUACAUUUCAUUAUAACACUGUUUUUCCCCUUUUUAAUGCAACCACUAAACUACUCAACCUAGACUGGUCAAACGUUACAAAUUCAUAGAAAAGUCAAUGCAUUUCUGUUGCUAAUUUUAAAGACUUUAUUUAAAUUUUCUGGUAAUGUAGAUUUUUUUUUGUUUUUCAUUCGUUAAUGGUUAAUAUUUAUCAUGACUAAUACAAAUCCAGUGAAUUAACUUACAAAUAAAAGACUAAAAUGCAUUGACGUUUCCAUGAUAUGAUAAGGCUGAUUUAUUGUUGAUUUAAGAAUGUUUUGUACUGCCUUCCUCUGGUAUAAAACGAGCUAAUAAGCAGUUGUAUGUAAGAUGGUAUGUGAUAAACUUGCAGGUAUUGUGGGACCAUUAUUUGACUUGGAGCCAGUCUAUAUCACACAUUUUGAACAUUUAACAUAUUGUACAGGAUCCUGAGGCUUCCUGUUUAAGUUAAUGUUGAAAAGGAGCAUCUCUUUAUUGUACAAGUACUGUCUAAAGUUGUACCCCGCUGUUAGUAUGUAUUAUUUUAACCAUACUUAUUAAUUGGUAUUGACAAUAAAAACAGGCCAAAUGUA